AUGGCUCGUCGUCCGUCUUUUUAUUUGAGAUAUGUGCGAUCGUUCUCGACUCCCAUCCAGACACCUUUGCGUAUCGUCCCUCCGACGGCCCGUAUUCUGAGCCCGAUCAGACAUGCCUCGUGGCGGCCAGCACCAAAUACUACGUAUCGUCGCCUGCCUCCACGCCCACCUCCCCGCUAUAAUCGCUUCGGUCGGGCGAGUCAAGUUUAUGAGCUAUGGCUCACGAGCCCGACAUUCCGGCUUGUUACGGGGGUAGGUGGCUUGGGAAUUGGAGUAGCUGCUUAUGCCAGCCGCGAGACGGUUCCCAUCACUGGGCGAGGGCGCUUCAACAUUAUAUCUCCAGAUUUUGAGAAGAAGAUAUCAGAAGGGGGAUAUGAGGCCACCGUUCGACAGUAUCAAGACCGUAUACUGUCGCCAGAACAUCCCACGUCACAGAUGGUACGACGAGUCAUGCAGCGACUGAUUCCAGUGUCGGGCAUGGAAAAUGAGAAGUGGGAGGUCAGGGUGAUCGAUGAUCCGGGCCAAGUCAACGCAUUUGUUAUGCCGGGAGGCAAAGUUUUUGUUUUUACGGGUAUACUUCCGAUUUGUGGUGGAGAAGAUGGUCUCGCUGCGGUACUUGGACAUGAGAUCUCGCACAACGUAGCCCAUCAUGUUGGAGAAAAGUUCACAAAAACUGUUUGGGUUUGGGCAAUAGCACUUGCGGCUGGCGUUUUCUUUGACACAUCGCUUCAGUCCUCGCAAUGGAUUCUGAGCUUGCUGUUAGAACUCCCCAAUUCACGGAUACAAGAAUCGGAAGCGGACCAUAUUGGCCUUUAUGGCAACAACAAGGAUCGUAUUGCUGAAAUAACGAAAUGGCUACCUGAAGCUGAAGAAAAGGCUAUUGCUGGUGAAUGCGGUACUACCAAUAACUAUGUCGCCCUUUUACGCCCCCCAACUCGAGCCAACAAAGGCCGCGUCGCGACAAUGGUGACUUUUGGUAAAUUGGACCGACAGAAGAUAUUCCUUGGCUCAGUCCCCACUCAGUCACACAUUUCGGACGUUUUAGCUCUGCUUUGA
Messenger RNA from Bacidia gigantensis, 1056 nucleotides. RefSeq lists its product as uncharacterized. The transcript is spliced from 5 exons. Lineage: Eukaryota; Fungi; Ascomycota; Lecanoromycetes; Lecanorales; Ramalinaceae. Gene Ontology annotation, molecular function: metalloendopeptidase activity. The record is from RefSeq and is a predicted model, not a curated record. Gene Ontology annotation, cellular component: mitochondrial inner membrane. The coding region runs from base 1 to 1056 and encodes 351 amino acids. Gene Ontology annotation, biological process: mitochondrial protein processing; protein quality control for misfolded or incompletely synthesized proteins.